AUGGCUGCAAACAAGCACAAGGAGAUCCUCUUCGUUUUCCACGAUCAAAAGCAAUCGAAACGAAGUCAGGAGCUCCAGGAUGCAAAGCGGAGAGCUCAUGCCGCCAGGCAAUCCGCACGCAAGAACAGAGAGGUGGUUGUCAACGUUCCAUCGAGCUUGUUACCCAACGCCGACCGUACAGUUGUUGAAUAUGAGCUUCCAGCUCGUCCAGCCGACAGAGGCCCCGUCAGAAGGUACCCGACACUGCCGCCGAUUGAUGCCAUACUAGAUGAGGAUCAGUCUCCAGGCCUGCUCAGCUCUCCUAGGAUAUCCCCGAAGAGUAUACUGUCGCAAGAUUUGGCAGAUCCUUUUCGAACGACAAUCGUUGGACAGCUUCCGACAGUGCUGCAAAAGGGUCUUCAUGAUGCACAAACCUCGAUCUGGCCAACACUGGUGCCACUAGUCCCGCGAGAACAGGCGACAUUCUUCUACCGUCGGUCUGCCAUUGAUACCCCGGAACAGAUGUCGCAUCAAAUCGAUGCGGCAGCGGCGAUCACCGUACAGUAUGUAAAGAUGAAAGACCGAGAAAGCGCAAACGAAAUCAUCGCUAUCGGAAAGGCGCACCGCUUGCGAUCGAUUGCUUGGGUCAAUAAUCAAAUUGUGAACGCCAACGGGCCGCCCGAAUCGGCGGUCAUUGCAGCACUCAUGUCUUUGGUCUCACAUUCGGGCCUGCAGAGACCUGACGUGCGACGCAAAUAUCGGGUGGAACCAGAACUCAUGGCAGAGUUCGCAUCGUUAUUCAGCUCGAUACGGAUUUUAUCCGACGACAUCGAGUUCCUCCAUGCUGUCGUAGAGAUGAAAGGCGGUGAUGCGUGGAUUGGCUCCGACACGAUCGAUCAAGACCUCCCACUGAGGCUGAUGUUGAACCACUUUGACAUCUUCAUCGCUACGAGACGUGGAAUUCGCCCAAUGUGGAAGUCGAUGGCUGCAGUUCCUGCACAAAUCCUUGAGCAGUACAAGGAGUCGCGUAUUGAUGGGAACCAGGCAACCACGGGUAGCUGCCUAGGAUUUACGCUGAUUCAGGAUCACGGGCUUCGGUCCGCCAUCGAUGUUGCACGAGUCACCGUCAACGCCCUGGACUCGUAUCGAAGCGAGCGUCCUGGAUCACCAAGUUAUUCUCUGGUCGUCCAUAUGCGCAUGUACGCACAGCACCAGCUUCUCAUGCUGUACCCAGAUCCGUAUGGGCGAGGUGAGCUGCAAGCACUUGCUUCGGUCAUUCAUGCAGCUGCCCUGGUGUUCAGCGAUAUGGUGCUGUUCACCCUGUCGCCCACGUGUCUGACAAGAGCAAGGCUGCUGAACGAUCUUUACAUCGCGCUCGGAAAGUUCUCCUGGUCAUCUUGCCAGACCGAAGCCGAGACGAAGGUCCGCUUCUGGGCGGUGAUGGUGCUAGGCGUCGGAUCUAUCACGAGGGACCGAGCCGACCUUUAUGCUCUGGCCGAACUUCGAGACCAGGAUAUGUUCUCCACAUCUGUACCAUGGAAAACCCACGAACAGGUCCUGAGAGACUUCCUCUGGUGGGGCCACAAUCUGUCUGCGCCAGCACACGAUGUAUGGGUCCAGGUAGCACGUAACACACAGGAACGACGUCCGGCAGGCUGA
Messenger RNA from Cyphellophora attinorum, 1638 nucleotides. RefSeq lists its product as uncharacterized. The transcript has 2 exons. The coding region runs from base 1 to 1638 and encodes 545 amino acids. Lineage: Eukaryota; Fungi; Ascomycota; Eurotiomycetes; Chaetothyriales; Cyphellophoraceae. The record is from RefSeq and is a predicted model, not a curated record.